CACACUAACUGUGCGGGCGGGACGGCUGCGGCAACCCAGCUCAGCGGAGCAGAACCCUGCGGAGAAGGGCAGGCUCACCGAGAGAGGGUCGGCGCGACCAUGGAGAAGCGAUUCACAUAUGAAGAUUAUCAACACACUGCAGAAUGGCUUCUGUCCCACACCAAGCACCGACCUCAAGUGGCAGUGAUCUGUGGUUCUGGCUUAGGAGGCCUGACUGAUAAAUUGACUCAGACCCAGGUCUUUGACUACAGUGAGAUACCAAACUUUCCCCAAAGCACAGUGCCAGGUCAUGCUGGUCGACUGGUGUUUGGGUUCCUGAGUGGCAGAGCCUGUGUGAUGAUGCGGGGCAGGUUCCAUUUGUAUGAAGGCUACCCACUCUGGAAGGUGACAUUCCCAGUGAGAGUUUUCCACCUUCUGGGUGUGGACACCCUACUGGUCACCAAUGCAGCUGGAGGGCUCAACCCCAAGUUUGAAGUUGGAGACAUCAUGCUGAUCCGUGAUCACAUCAACCUACCUGGUCUCUGCGGUGAGAACCCUCUCAUGGGACCCAAUGAUGAAAGGUUUGGAGUUCGUUUUCCUGCCAUGUCUGAUGCCUAUGACCAGGAGAUGAGGCAGAAGGCUCACAGUACCUGGAAACAAAUGGGGGAGCAGAGAGAGCUACAGGAAGGCACCUACGUUAUGGUGUCAGGCCCCAGCUUUGAGACUGUGGCAGAGUCUCGUAUGCUGCAGAAGCUUGGUGCUGAUGCUGUUGGUAUGAGCACAGUACCUGAAGUUAUAGUUGCAAGGCACUGUGGACUUCGAGUCUUUGGCUUCUCUCUCAUCACUAACAAGGUCAUCAUGGAUUAUGAAAACCUGGAGAAAGCCAACCACGAGGAAGUACUAAAUACUGGGAAACAAGCUGAACAGAAAUUGGAACAGUUUGUCUCCAUUCUCGUGGCUAGCAUUCCACAGCCUGACCGUGCCAGUUAACCAGCUCUGGAGUGGUCUGGCCUCUCCGUUAUGUACCCAAGUAGUUACUACAUACUUUCGACCCUUGCUGGGGUGAUAUGCCUCUGGCCUUAGAUAGUAGCAGAAAGAAGAGAAAGAUCCCUACCCUUCACUUCCCCACUUCUCUUACCAGACCCUUCUGGUGCCUAGUGCUCUUUUACUCAACUGUCUUCUCAAAAACAGUUUCUACCCCCAUUAUUUCCCAAGAGCUGGAGCCCAAGCCAAGCCCUACUACACAUCCGUAAAUGUUCCCAGGAUUUGACUUGGGCUACUGAAUUUGACACAGUGGUAGUUGCUGCUAGCUUUCUGAGAUGAAGCUUUCACAUUCCUGGGGACUCAGUUCUACCUCCCACAAAGUACUGGAGACCACACAGAGAUUAGCUCAGUGCCUCUUGGACUUUAAUAUUAUCAUAUUUUGACAAUAAAGAGAAAGGUGAAAUAA
Molecule: messenger RNA, 1429 nt
Organism: Molossus molossus (Pallas's mastiff bat)
Lineage: Eukaryota; Metazoa; Chordata; Mammalia; Chiroptera; Molossidae
Gene: PNP
Product: purine nucleoside phosphorylase
Exons: 6
Coding region: 100-969 (289 amino acids)
Biological process (GO): nucleoside metabolic process
Cellular component (GO): cytoplasm
Molecular function (GO): purine-nucleoside phosphorylase activity
Source: RefSeq, a predicted model, not a curated record